UGACUGCACCACCAAAAUUAGUUAUUAGGAAACAGAAAUCUCCACAACGAAAUUUGCCUUAUUUAUGGCACUGUCAGAGUACACAAAAGUCACUCAGCCACUCAUCAUGGAAUGACAGCAGGUAAACUUACUCCACCACAACCAGUCUCACCGCAAGAAACUCAACCACCGAUUGUUUGAACAGGGUGCUCUGCAGUCGCUGACCGAUUUGGCAUUAGUACUAGAUCGACGCUCUGCGGCCCUAAAGAAUCAGAGAUGUCCGACAAUGGUGCCUCAGCGAUCAACCUUCUGUCUUAUGAGACACUGGUACACGCCGUGGCAGGUGCAGUGGGUAGCAUGACGGCGAUGUCCGUCUUCUUUCCUUUGGAUACAGCGAGGAUCAGACUUCAGGUGGAUGAGAAUCGGAAGUCCAAAUCGACUGCCAUUCUCCUGGCUGAAAUAGCAAAGGAGGAAGGCCUGUUGUCUCUGUACAGAGGCUGGUUCCCAGUCAUCUCCAGUCUGUGCUGCUCCAACUUUGUCUACUUCUACACCUUCAACACACUGAAGAAAGUCAUGGUGGGUAAUCAGGGCCGGUCCAGCCCGGGAAAAGACCUCCUCAUGGGCUUCAUCUCAGGGGCAGUGAACGUGCUCCUGACCACGCCCAUGUGGGUGGUCAACACCCGGCUCAAGCUGCAGGGGGCAAAGUUCAGGAACGAAGACCUCCAGCAGACCCACUACAGAGGCAUCUUUGAUGCUUUCUCGCAGAUCAUAGCCAGCGAGGGAGUGGGGACUCUUUGGAAUGGUACACUGCCUUCUCUGGUGCUGGUCUUCAACCCUGCAGUUGUGUUCAUGUUCUAUGAAGCCAUGAAGAGGAAAGCAGGCCGAGGAGGGAGGAAGAUUACAUCAGCAGAGAUCUUUCUCAUUGGAGCUGUGGCCAAGGCCAUCGCUACCACGGCGACGUAUCCCCUGCAGACCGUCCAGGCCAUUCUAAGGUUUGGGCAGCACAAAGCUGAGGGCAAGGGAGGUCUACUGGGCAGUCUCCGAAACAUGGUCUACCUACUUAUGGACAGAAUCAAGAGGCAUGGUGUGCUGGGCUUAUACAAAGGCCUGGAGGCCAAACUGCUCCAGACGGUACUAACGGCAGCCCUCAUGUUCGUGGUGUACGAGAAGAUCACCGCAGCCACUUUCAAGGUCAUGGGCAUCAACAAGAAACUGAAGCACUGAGGGUUGAUCAAGCCCCUAGACCUCAACCUGCACUGGCUAUACAACGGUGGUCACCCCCCACUCUGGUCCUGGAGAGGAGCUCACAGGGUGUGCCGGGUUUUGUUCCUGCCCAGCAAUGAAACCCCUGGUUCAACGUUCAGAUUGACCUAUAGAUGUUACCACGUAUCUGGAACUUGAUUCAGGUGUGUUUAGCACUGGGUUAUGACAAAAGCCUACACACCUGUCUCCAAGAUGAGGGUUGGUGACCACUGGGCUACCGACUCCCCAUCCCAACUUCCCUUUCCUCAAUCCCAACAUACACCUCAACCAGAGAUGGUGUCUCCUCUCUUUUCCCCUUACACUCAGGGGUUUAUUCCACAUACAGUAUUCAUAUGUCUUCCCUACGCUGCCAAUAUGGGUGAAUCUCUCUGGAAACGGUUGUACAUGGUCUUAUAGGAGGUGCCAUAACUGUCUAGUCGCUAGUAUUAGCGGUGAAUGCGCUGUAUAAUACCGGUGGGCCAGCUCUAAUAGUAAUUUGGUAUUGUCUCGCGGGCCAAAUAUAAUUACCCCGCGGGCCAGAGUUUGACACCCAUGGUCUAGCGUAUGCAUUCUGUGGCAAUUGUAUUAUACCUGAAUGAAUGGCAUUACAUUUGAAGCUUGUUACUUGUUACAAAGCUUAUUACUUUGUAGUGCUGAUAACAACUAGCAGUUUUACUAGCCAACUCCUUUUGGCUUAGACGUUGUCUUGCCAAAUAGUUGUUUAGCAAGACGAUGCCAAACAACUAUUUGCUUAACAAGCUUGGACAAUGCCCAAGCUAGUGAAUAGCAAUAUUCUCAAGGAUGUUGAGGGCUUGAGUGAAGCAUCAAGGCAUUUGCAAACAUGACUGUAUUCUAUUUAAAAGUCUGUAUAUACUCUCCUUCAGCCCUGUGUUAAGACCACUGCAAACCCUUUCCGGAGAGUUGUUACUGCUCUUCAAAAGUAGGUGUUGAUUUCUCAGCUGGCUGUGACAGUUUGGUGCCUACAGUUGAAGUUGGAAGUUUACAUACACCUUAGCCAAAUAGAUUUAAACUCACAAUUCCUGACAUUUAAUCUUAGUAAAAAUUCC
Salvelinus namaycush (lake trout) is the source of this 2288-nucleotide messenger RNA. RefSeq names its product peroxisomal membrane protein PMP34-like. The transcript has 9 exons. Lineage: Eukaryota; Metazoa; Chordata; Actinopteri; Salmoniformes; Salmonidae. Gene Ontology annotation, molecular function: ADP transmembrane transporter activity; ATP transmembrane transporter activity; FAD transmembrane transporter activity. The coding region runs from base 256 to 1203 and encodes 315 amino acids. The record is from RefSeq and is a predicted model, not a curated record. Gene Ontology annotation, cellular component: peroxisomal membrane.